Molecule: messenger RNA, 516 nt
Organism: Chlorella variabilis
Lineage: Eukaryota; Viridiplantae; Chlorophyta; Trebouxiophyceae; Chlorellales; Chlorellaceae
Exons: 3
Coding region: 1-516 (171 amino acids)
Biological process (GO): RNA processing
Molecular function (GO): ribonuclease III activity
Source: RefSeq, a predicted model, not a curated record
AUGCUCCCCGCCGCUAGCCAGCCCGUCUUUGCCCGUCGCCUGCCAAGCGAUGCGGAGGUCAAGGCCCUGGAGCAGCGGCUGAACUACAACUUCAACAAUACAUGGGGUCUGAAACUGGCUCUGGUGCACCCGUCCUAUGGCGAGCUGAACAAUGCCAGGCUGACCUGGCUGGGCGAUGCUGUGCUGGGUGCGGCUGUGUCUGACCUCCUGUACCAAGCCCUGCCUGAUGCCACCAUUGCUGGCCUGCACGACCACCGCAUGGCCAUCGUGCGGCGCAAGGCCUGCGCGGCAGCUGCCAGGAAGCUGGGCCUAGACCGGCUGCUGGUGGUGGGCAAGGGGUACGAGGGCGCUGAGCCGACCAUGGCCAUGCUCGCAGGCGAGCGCUGCCGCCGCCAUUGCUUUGAGGCGGUGUGGGGUGCCAUCUACGAGGAUGCCGGCUUCCAGCUGGGGCCCAUGAAGAAGGUGUAUGCAGCGCUGUUCCCAUUGGGGCUGUUGCCACCGGCGCAGCUGGCCUGA